AUGCGCUUUCUUUUCUUGUACACCUGUGCGCUGCUCGCUUUGUCCACUAACGCCGCGCCUAAUUUCGGUUACUACUAUGAACGCAAUAUCAACACCAAUACUAACUCAAAUAGCAAUAACAACAGCUUUCGCGCAAAGGAUAAUAACAAUGAGAAUUUCUUUAAUCCUGCGCCUAACAGCAAUGCACUACUUCUACCGCAACAUCACCAAACACUGCGUCAACAAUUACAGUCGCAGCAGCAGCAGCAGCAGCAACAGCAUAAAGCAUCACAACAAUCGUACAGCGGUGAUAAAUACCUACCGCCCUCCCAACCCGCCGUCGAACCUAUAAUUACAAAGCAAUUCUUCUUAGUAUCCGCACCAGAAGAGUCGGAGGAGCAAACACGCACCAAGCAUAUUGUCAUUGGACGUCCACAAAAAAACUAUCGCGUUGUGUUUAUUAAGGCGCCUUCGCCAGAAAAUGCCAAUCUCAAAUUGACUGCCGAAUAUGCGCCACAAGAGGAGAAAACAGUUAUUUAUGUGCUGAGUAAGAAGGCUAAUGAGUUGAAUAUUGAUGAAAUUAGUACACCAGCGCCAACACAACCCACCAAACCGGAGAUAUUUUUCAUUAAGUACAAAACACCAGAGGAAGCAGCAGCUGCACAAAAGGAAAUUCAAGAGCAAUAUGACAAUCUUGGCGGCACAUCAGAGUUCUCCGACGAAGGAGUUGCACCCAGUAAAUCCGUUGUGGGCUCCCUCGACGGUUUAGCAGCGAGUGGCGGCUAUGAUUAUCGCAAAGUGCAGAACGGCGGCGAUUCACCGAUUAAAACUUUUCUACAACCAGCGCGAUUUUAUUUCUAAGCAAACCGGCAUUUUGUUAGAUGAAUUAUUUGAGUAUAAAUAAGUUGUCUCUUCAGCAUUUUAGUAAAGCUUUCAGAAAAAUAUACACCAAUGCUUAGUCAAAGCUUUCAAACAAAAGACUUAAGCUGCAAACUUGAUGGACAUAACACUAUUUGUGUAUUUUCAUACAAAUCUAUGAAUGCGCUGACAAAUAUAUGUACUUUUGUUUAUUUUUUUCCUGCUAAAAAACACUCGCAAAACGUAUGUAUGCUUUCAACCAAUAAACAAUUGAUCGAUCACAUUAUCAACAGCGUUUUAUCGCAUGCAUGGCAUGACAUGGUUAAACAUGUUUGGACAUCGCAUGUUCUAUGUAAACAACGAAUGCAUUAUUCAUUUAUAAGACUAAAUUUCACUUUCAAAUAUU
Messenger RNA from Rhagoletis pomonella (apple maggot), 1243 nucleotides. RefSeq names its product putative mediator of RNA polymerase II transcription subunit 15. The record is from RefSeq and is a predicted model, not a curated record. The transcript has 2 exons. The coding region runs from base 1 to 840 and encodes 279 amino acids. Lineage: Eukaryota; Metazoa; Arthropoda; Insecta; Diptera; Tephritidae.